UUCAUUCUCUUUCGUUCUCAAAUCCCUAAAAAAACAGACUUUGCUCUCAAAUCUAUCCUUUCCCUCUCACUGAACACACCCGACAUUUUUGUCAUUGGUAAUCUCCCUUGUAACUUACCUGAUACUCCUCAAUCAGCCUCUAGCCAGGGUUUCCGAAGAUGACGACGAUACGCAGAUUCUGCUGCAACGAUCUUCUUCGCUAUGCCUCCGUCAAUCUUGACCAUCUAACGGAAACCUUCAACAUGUCCUUCUACAUGACCUAUCUUGCAAGAUGGCCAGACUAUUUUCAUGUUGCUGAAGGUCCUGGAAAUCAAAUCAUGGGUUACAUUAUGGGUAAAGUAGAGGGGCAAGGAGAGUCUUGGCAUGGUCAUGUAACUGCAGUAACAGUUGCUCCAGAGUAUCGCAGGCAGCAGUUAGCCAAAAAACUUAUGAAUCUGCUGGAAGACAUUAGUGACAAUAUUGACAAGGCUUACUUUGUUGAUCUCUUUGUGAGAGCAUCAAAUGCGCCAGCCAUCAAGAUGUAUGAUAAGCUUGGCUAUGUGAUUUAUCGACGGGUGCUACGGUACUAUUCUGGUGAAGAAGAUGGUUUAGAUAUGAGGAAGGCUUUGUCUCGUGAUGUUGAAAAGAAGUCCAUUAUCCCUCUUAAACGGCCAGUGACUCCUGAUGAGUUAGAGUAUGACUAAAUGUGCUUUCAUGCAGCUGUAUUGCAUGAGCUUAUUGUGUCUUAAAGUAAAUUAUAUAGGUUUAGUAUUUAUGCUAAUUGAUUUACAUUUGUUUAAUCAUCCGACUUCAUAACCAGUUACAUAUUUCAAGAUUGAGGUAGUGGGAUGUAAUCUAUUAAAAGUUAAUCUUGCUCUACUAAAA
This is a messenger RNA of Vigna angularis (adzuki bean), 864 nucleotides long. Its product is annotated as N-terminal acetyltransferase B complex catalytic subunit NAA20. Gene Ontology annotation, cellular component: NatB complex. Gene Ontology annotation, molecular function: protein-N-terminal amino-acid acetyltransferase activity. The transcript is spliced from 6 exons. The record is from RefSeq and is a predicted model, not a curated record. The coding region runs from base 159 to 683 and encodes 174 amino acids. Gene Ontology annotation, biological process: N-terminal peptidyl-methionine acetylation. Lineage: Eukaryota; Viridiplantae; Streptophyta; Magnoliopsida; Fabales; Fabaceae.